Molecule: messenger RNA, 751 nt
Organism: Mollisia scopiformis
Lineage: Eukaryota; Fungi; Ascomycota; Leotiomycetes; Helotiales; Mollisiaceae
Product: CMD-domain-containing protein
Exons: 1
Coding region: 138-590 (150 amino acids)
Molecular function (GO): peroxiredoxin activity
Source: RefSeq, a predicted model, not a curated record
AUUUGAAGUACAUUCUUAUAUUCUAGAAUUUAUAUUAUAUAAUUCCACUGCCACAAUCAUCUUCGAUCCAAGCAUCUUCAAUCAGGAUACUUUUUCAGUGAUUUUAAAAAGCACCGCCCAAGCUUCCAACCGCCAAAAUGUCAUCCGACCCAAAAUUCGAUGCUCUCCACAAACAACUCUUCGACGAAGGUCUGAAGAUGCGCCGAAGCGUCGUUGGUGACGAAUAUGUCGACCGAGCACUUGCAAACGGCUCUACUGAGUUCUCUCGCGCAGGCCAAGAACUCGUAACAGAAUUCUGCUGGGGAUAUGCUUGGACACGACCUGGACUCGACAAGAAACAACGCAGUCUGAUCAAUAUUGGCAUGCUCAUGGCUCUCAAUCGAGCACCGGAGCUGGCUGUGCAUAUUCGAGGAGCGAGAAACAAUGGUUUGACGGAGUUGGAGAUUAGAGAGGCGAUCAUACAUGCCACAACCUACUGUGGAGUGCCUGCUGGGGUUGAUGCUAUGAAGACGGCAGAGAAGGUGUUGAAUGAUAUGGCAGAGAAGGGAGAACAUGCAAGAGAGCUUGGUGGUAAGGAUCCUAAAGCUUAAGAAUCGUGUUGGCGGAGUGAAAGAGGAAGUGUGGCGAGAGACUGGCACAGAUUGUUCAAAGGCGACGCCACGAAGGCCAUGUCUGGAAGAUACAAGCAAAUGAACAAGGAAAUAUAGACUCCAAUAUGGCACCACUUUCAUCAUUCGUCUUUGCUCGUCAG